Molecule: messenger RNA, 2327 nt
Organism: Tympanuchus pallidicinctus (lesser prairie-chicken)
Lineage: Eukaryota; Metazoa; Chordata; Aves; Galliformes; Phasianidae
Gene: OPRD1
Product: opioid receptor delta 1
Exons: 3
Coding region: 58-1161 (367 amino acids)
Biological process (GO): G protein-coupled opioid receptor signaling pathway; neuropeptide signaling pathway
Cellular component (GO): neuron projection; membrane
Molecular function (GO): G protein-coupled enkephalin receptor activity; neuropeptide binding
Source: RefSeq, a predicted model, not a curated record
CGGGAGCGGGACUCGAACUCGCGGCUUUGGGUCUGCGCGGUGCGGGCGCUGCGGGGCAUGGAGCUGAACACGGAACUGCCCACGGAGCCGCUCGCGGUGUGGGAUAACCGCACAGCAUGGGAUGCCCUGCCCGGAACCAGCGGCAAUGAGACGGGACCGCCGAGAACCAAAAACGCCACUUCCAUCCUGAUCGCCAUCGUCAUCACCGCGCUGUACUCGGUGGUGUGCGUGGUGGGGCUGCUGGGCAACGUGUUGGUGAUGUACGGCAUCGUGCGGUACACCAAGAUGAAGACAGCCACCAACAUCUACAUCUUCAACCUGGCGCUGGCCGACGCGUUGGCCACCAGCACGCUGCCCUUCCAGAGCGCCAAGUACCUGAUGGAGACCUGGCCUUUUGGGGAGCUGCUCUGCAAGCUCGUGCUCUCCAUCGACUACUACAACAUGUUCACCAGCAUCUUCACCCUCACCAUGAUGAGCGUGGACCGAUACGUGGCCGUGUGUCACCCGGUCAAGGCACUGGAUUUCCGCACACCAGCCAAAGCCAAGGUCAUCAACGUCUGCAUCUGGGUGCUCUCCUCUGUCAUUGGGGUGCCCAUCAUGGUCAUGGCGGUCACCAAGUCAAAAGCAGAUGGAACAGUGCUGUGCACGCUGCAGUUCCCCGACCCUCCCAUCUACUGGGACACGGUGACCAAGAUCUGCGUCUUCAUCUUCGCCUUCAUGGUGCCCAUCCUGGUCAUCACCAUCUGCUAUGGGCUGAUGAUCCUGCGCCUGAAGAGCGUCCGUCUGCUCUCAGGCUCCAAGGAGAAGGACCGCAACCUGCGGCGCAUCACCCGCAUGGUGCUGGUGGUGGUGGCAGCCUUCAUCAUCUGCUGGACGCCCAUCCACAUCUUCGUCAUCGUCUGGACGCUGGUGGACAUCGACAAGAAGAACCCCUACGUGGUGGCCAGCCUGCACUUCUGCAUCGCGCUGGGUUACACCAACAGCAGCCUCAACCCCGUCCUCUACGCUUUCCUGGAUGAAAACUUCAAGAGGUGUUUCCGCGAGUUCUGCCUGCCCUUCCGAGCUCGUGUGGAGCAGAACAGCUUCUCCAGAGCUCGGAACACCACGCGGGAGCGCGUCUCCACCUGCGCCCCGUCGGACGGCCGCGGCCAGCCGGCAUGACUAGGCGUGGGUGAGCAGCGGGGUGCUGGGGAGCCGCGCUCAGAGGUCACCCAGGAGACGACCACAGAGCUUUAGCCCUGCUGGGACUGAAUGCAGACAGACUGCGGAGAGUUUUCUUUUUGGUGGGGCUCGUUGAGCCAUGAGAGGACGCCCACCGCACGCGUAGGGCUUGGGCUGCCUUUCUGCCUAUGGAAAACCCAUCGGUGAACCAUCUAGUAAAUCCAUUGGUUUACUGGAGACCUCCAAACCAACUCUGGUGCCAGAGAGGACUUUUGAGUUGAUACUACUGCUGCGUUUUUGGGAUCUCACUGGCAACCCUGCCCACGGGUGCAAAGCUGGCAAUGCGGGCGCAGCAUCCCCAGCCCCACGGCAACGCUGCAUUCCUGCAUCCCACAGGGCAGCUCCCAUCCGUCUGCUGCCAGAGACAGCCAGCCCGAGGAAGAUCUCAUUACAGAGCAAUUGGUGGGGACUUGAGGAGUUUCUCGCAGCGCUAACGCGAUUAGGACGGCGCAUCCAUCCCUCGUCCUCUCCAGCACUGACAUUUUAUGCACUCGCAGCCACUCGCGAGGCAGAGCCCAGCCCAGGGCUGGGGUUUUGUGCUCAGCACCACGCCGAUGGAGCCCCGUUCUCCAGCAGCACCUCGGUGGGAGCUCAUCUGCAACAGCCAUCAGCCCUGGGGCUCUGCACUGCGUUACCACCGCUAAACAGGGACAGAUGCAUCCCUGGUGCCGCUGACCUUCCGUCCCUUCCACCUCCUGCAGCAGCUCUGUGCCCAUGAGGGCACACAGCCCACGGAGGAUGGGGCUCAGAAGCAGCACUAAUGGCUUUUAUUGGACAAAUUGAUGGUGCUGGAGGAAGCAGGCGGGCGCGCGGGUGCACCUGGGGCGCGUGGGCUGGAAGGAGAGGCUGCCUCUUGGCUCUGUUUUUUUUCCAGUUGCAUCAAUUGAGCCUAAUGAAGGUCAUUACCUCUCCACAACAGCCUUACCUUGCUGCAGAGCUGCUGGCGAUUGCAGCCUGCCCCUUUGCAAGGCAGAGCUGACGAGGCAACGGAGACCAAUUUCUUCUUGGAAGGGCCAAACGGAGCAAAAUUUUGGGUCUCAAAUCAAGGAUCACUGGGGCACCCUCACAACCUGUCUGCAGUGCAUCCCUCCCAGCUUCGUCUGGGC